CGUGCGCGAGAGACUGCUCACUGGUGUGUGGCUCUCACAGUUGCGGCGUCUCUUCCUUCUUCCUUCCUUUCGCUUCUUCUCCAGAAAUCCUCUCUAUCCUUAAGCCCAAGCUUGAAGCUCUCCUGCCAUGUCCAUAACCAUAUAACAAAGCUUCGUCACUUGUAGUUUUCUCCGUUUCGGGAAAUGCUAAACCGACUUCGUUACGGCUUCUCCGUGUCUUCUUCUCCAUUGCUAAGCCGUUGCUGAGUUUGGAUUUCGAUGAAUGUGCGCCCAUGCAUUUACUCGAGUUUGCGGCUACACAGCCUGCCUUGGGAAACCAUUUGGGUAUAUUUGGGGCUCACAAAGUUUCAAUAAUAUCAUCAAAACCAUUCAUUUCUGGAAAUGAGAAGAGAUUAUCAUCUGCUUGGAAGUUCUUUGGCAUAACUAAAAACUCGAACUUUAACUUGGGACGCCAUGAGAUGCCUAGUGGUGGACUCCUGAUUAAGGCAGUUGCUACACUUGAACCCAAGCGUUUGGUGAAUAAUGGUGAUAAGCACUCGGGUCCCAACAAGUCUCAGCUGGGUAUGGAUAACAGGCCUCCCACAGUUCAGACUCCGACUUCGAGUGAAGGUUUCGACAAUUUAGAUGAUAAAGAGAGGUUGAGACGGAUGAGAAUUUCUAAAGCAAAUAAAGGGAACACGCCAUGGAAUAAAGGAAAGAAGCACACUCCUGAAACCCUUCGGCGGAUAAGAGAAAAUACAAGGCUUGCAAUGCAGGAUCCUAAGGUCAAAAUGAAGUUGGUUAACCUUGGACAUGCUCAGACCUUGGCGACGAGGAAGAAAAUUGGGGCUGGAGUCCGAAUGGGGUGGCAAAGGCGACGCAAGAAGCUACUUUUGCAGGAAACUUGCUACUUCGAGUGGCAGAACUUAAUUGCAGAAGCUUCUAGGCGAGGCUUUGAUGGUGAAGACAAGCUGCAAUGGAAUUCCUAUGAGGUCUUAAAUGAACAGCUUAAGGAGGCCUGGUUGGAGAGUGUUGAGAAAAGAAAAUCAAUGCCUAGGCCAAAAGGAAGCAAGAGAGCACCCAAGUCCGCCGAGCAGAAGAGGAAAAUUUCAGAAGCAAUCUCUCGAAAAUGGGCUGAUUUUGGCUACCGUGAAAGGGUUGUUUCUGCAUUGGCCAGAUAUCAUGGUAUAGAACCAGGAACAGAAAGAAAGCCAAGGAGGAAGCCAAGUGACAGUUCACAGUCGCCGACAAGAAGCCCUGCGAAGAAAGAUUUGAAUGAUGCAAACAAGUCUUCCAAGAGUGAGAUGAAGAUCCAAACACCCCGACCAAAGGUGGGGAGACGCAAGGCACUGUUGUACAAAGAUCCUUUAGUGAGUUCUAAGCUGGAGAUGAUAAAAAACAUCAGAGCACAGAGAGCCGCUGCAGAAACCAAGAAGAUUGAAGCUAUUGAACGAGCUAGAUUAUUGAUUGCUGAAGCUGAAAAGGCAGCCAAGGCCCUUGAGGCUGCAGCAACGAAGAGCCCUAUUGCUCGAGCUUCUCUCAUGGAAACUAGGAAGCUUAUAGCUGAAGCAGUUCAAUCAAUCGAGUCUAUAGAAGCAGAACAGAUCACUUCUCAAGGAAAUGGUGAAGACCCUUCAGCCGUACCAGAUGAACUGGGUGGCCACGUUGAGAAGCAUAUUGUCGCCAUAGGCGAAGUUCCAGCCGAAGCAAAACCAUCGAAAGUAAACGGAACCCGAAUCUUAGCAUUAAGUAGAGAAGAGGACUCCCAUUUUGGCAAGGUAAACUUGCAAGAUAUAUUGAAUGGUGAGGAGGGACUCCUCUCAACGAGCACAAGUAACUAUGGUUUAUCGUCGUUUAGUUAUGAGACUCUAAUGAAGCAAUCCGAUCCAAGAAAUGAGAAUGGCCAAUUGGGGCCAAACAAAGAAAGUGAACAACAAGAGAUGCCUCACCUGAAUGGAGCCAGAGCUGAAAUUUCCAAUGACCAACAAACGCCUGCUGAAGUGGUAACAGUUACUAAAAAGUGGGUUCGUGGGAGGCUCGUUGAAGUGGCAGAAGGGGCAGCUUAGUGUCACUAGUUCCAACUUCCAAGGAAAUACCAUUGACUUUUGCCAAUGCAGAUUUUCAUUUCAACCUUUUGAAAUUACUAUACAUGUCUUGACCACAUCUGAAUAUUCUUCCUAGUAGUAUCUAAGGGCGCUGCUGCCUUGCUUUAUUGUACGAGGUUGGCUACUGCGGUUGUCAGUCUGUUACAUAGAGCUUAAAAUUUGUUUUGUAU
Molecule: messenger RNA, 2254 nt
Organism: Morus notabilis
Lineage: Eukaryota; Viridiplantae; Streptophyta; Magnoliopsida; Rosales; Moraceae
Exons: 7
Coding region: 273-2045 (590 amino acids)
Molecular function (GO): DNA binding
Source: RefSeq, a predicted model, not a curated record